Closterium sp. Yama58-4 is the source of this 1887-nucleotide messenger RNA. The record is from the annotation of a GenBank genome assembly. NCBI's taxonomy places the organism in Eukaryota, Viridiplantae, Streptophyta, Zygnematophyceae, Desmidiales, Closteriaceae.
AUGAUGCGUCCCGCCAUCCUCGCGCGCCGCGCAUGCGCGGUCGUCUUGGCGCUUCUCAGCGCCGGCCUCGGCCGCACGAAUGACAGCGACGCGGCAAAUCCGCCAGCGGUGCUGACGGCGCGCGCGCAGCCAAUGGCGGGGCCGCGGUGCGUGAACCGGUUUCCGGAGAAGCCGCUGUGCAAGUUCGUCGACGACCUCGCCGCGUCGCCGCUCACCUUCGUGGACGCGUCGGCCGGCGAGACCAUCAAACUCGGCGCGUACGACGUUUACCAGAAGUUCCACCGCGACCUGCCCGCCACCAAGGUGUACGCGUUCGGCAUCUCCCGCAGCUCGGCGCGCUACCCGGGCCCCGUGCUCCUCACCACACGCGGCACCACCACCAGGGUGAAGUUUGCGAAUUACAUCAGGGACAAAGCGCACAUGUUCACCAUCGACCCCACCCUCAUGGCGCCCAAGCUGAAACACGGCGGUGUGCCCAUCACCGUCCAUAAGCAUGGCGGGGAGACGCCAAGCAAAUCCGACGGUCACCCUCUGGCGUGGCACACGGCGAGUGGCGAGCACGGACCCGAGUUCGAAUCCCAAGAGCACACAUAUCCAAACAUGCAACGCGCGACGAUGCUGUGGUAUCACGACCACACGAUUGGAAUGACGGCACAGAACGUGGUCGCGGGAUUGGCGGGGCUUUAUGUUAUCCGCGACCCGCAGGGCGAGGAGAGGCGGCUCAAGAGGUGGCUGCCACGUGGCGAGCGCCUAUUGCACCUCGUGAUCGCUGAUAGAAUAUUUUUCCCGAACGGAUCCAUCGAUUAUCCGAAGCAGGGCCUCGUGCCGAACGUCCACCCGAAUUGGAUACCGGGUUACAUUGGCGAUACAAAUGUUGUAAAUGGCAAGGUUUGGCCGUUCCUCAAGGUUUGGCGAGCGAUGCACCGGAUGCGCAUGGUGAGUGCAGCCAAUGCACGCACGUACAACCUGACCUUCCAGUGCGCCGCCUGUGGCGACUCCAACUUCAACCCCCCUCUCACUGGACCACUGCUGCCAUUUUACCUGAUUGGUUCUGAUGGCGGCUACCUCGCCCGCCCCCUGCGCCGCGCCUCGCUACUCGUCGUCCCUGGCACGCGGCACGACCUCCUUCUCGACUUCAACGCUGCGCCCGCGUGGUGCCGUGACGUCAUUCUUGUCAACAGCGCCGCCAUUCCCUUCCCUGUGGGGCAGCCGGCUGACUGGUUCACGGGCGUGGUCAUGCGCUUCAUCAUCACCCAGCGCUCUCCAAUCAAGCCCCCCGCCCUGCCCAACAAGCUGUCGGAAAUCCCCCCGGUGGAUCUCAUCCAGGCAGUGAGGCAGCGUUGGCGGGUUUUAGUGUUUGUGAUCAACCGCGUGUCACGGCAACCGAGUGCCAUGCUGCUGGAUGGCAAGGCCUCCUCUGCUCCUGCCACCGAGAAGGCCCAAGUGGGCACAUCAGAGCUUUGGCACAUCAUCAAUCCGACAUUCGAGACGCACCCCAUCCACCUCCACCUCAUACAACACCGCCCCAUCUCCCGCCGUCCGAUCAACUCUGGCGGGCUAAUCAAUGGCUCAUGUUCGCUCGCGCCCUCGUCCCCUGUCAAGCCCAGCUGCUUCACAGGGCCGGCUCGGCCCGUGCCAGAGCAUGAGAGGGGAUGGAAGGACACCACUGUUGCAUUCCCCGACAGCGUUCUCACUGUCUUUGUGCCGUUCAAGGGGCAGGAUGGCAAGCCGUUCCCCUUUGAUGCCACAGAGGGCCCGGGCUAUGUGUGGCACUGCCACAUGAUGGAGCACGGGGACAACGACAUGAUGAGGCCGCUCAUCAUGACCACAGGGGGGUUACCUAAAAUUACAGGUGGCUCUGCCAUGCAUUGGGACAUGGCUGCUUAG